Messenger RNA from Alnus glutinosa, 1213 nucleotides. RefSeq names its product NADH--cytochrome b5 reductase 1-like. The transcript has 9 exons. The coding region runs from base 65 to 901 and encodes 278 amino acids. The record is from RefSeq and is a predicted model, not a curated record. Gene Ontology annotation, molecular function: cytochrome-b5 reductase activity, acting on NAD(P)H. Lineage: Eukaryota; Viridiplantae; Streptophyta; Magnoliopsida; Fagales; Betulaceae. Gene Ontology annotation, biological process: electron transport chain.
AUAUAAACAAGAAGUCGCACUGGAAAGCUUCUCCCACCAGCUGCUUCAUCUCGCGCUCUCUAAAAUGGAGCUUUUACAGUCGCACAGGGCGGAGAUGAUAAGCAUAGCGGUGGCUCUCGUAGCCAUCGUUGGUGGUUCCGCCUACUAUUACUACCUCACUAGGAAACCCAAAGGUCUCUUGGACCCUGAUAACUUCAAGGAAUUUAAACUAGUUAAACGGACCCAGCUCAGCCAUAAUGUGGCUAAUUUCAGAUUUGCUCUUCCUACACCAACCUCAGUGUUGGGUCUUCCAAUUGGACAGCAUAUGAGUUGCAGAGGAAAAGAUGCUCUUGGUGAAGAAGUUAUUAAACCAUAUACCCCAACAACUUUGGAUUCUGAUGUUGGAUACUUUGAAUUAGUUAUAAAGAUGUAUCCACAAGGAAGAAUGUCCCACCAUUUUCGAGAGAUGCGUGAAGGUGAUUACUUGGCUGUGAAGGGACCCAAGGGACGCUUCAAGUAUCAACCCAACCAAGUUAGAGCUUUUGGGAUGAUUGCUGGUGGAACUGGCAUUACUCCAAUGUUCCAGGUUACAAGAGCCAUACUAGAGAAUCCAGAUGACAAAACCAACAUACAUCUUAUUUAUGCCAAUGUCACAUAUGAGGACAUUCUUUUGAAGGAAGAGCUGGAUAACCUUGCCAGUAACUUUCCCAACCGCUUCAGUGUCUACUAUGUUCUGAAUCAGCCACCUGAAGGAUGGGAUGGUGGUGUUGGUUUCGUAUCCAAGGAAAUGAUUGGAGCUCGCUGCCCUGCACCAGCACCUGAUAUUCAGAUAUUGAGGUGUGGGCCACCACCCAUGAACAAGGCUAUGGGUGCUCACCUUGAUGAUCUUGGAUACGCUCCCACAAUGCAGUUCAAGUUUUAAGGCUCUGGUGAUGGAUCUCUUCUUAUCCGUUACUUUGCUAACUAGUACCAUAAAAAUGAGACAUUUAUGUAAUUCCAGGCUUAUCCGAUUGUGAGUUGUACAACGGAGAUUGAACAAAUUAACGCCAUUUCAAGCUGGAAGCUGUUUCCUUCUAAUUUACACGUGUAAGACAUGUGUACAUGGGCUUGAGUUUGAUUUUUAGUUUGAGUGUCUCUCUAAACCUAGCUAUUGUGGCAAGGCUGCCCAAUUUUCAAAUUGCUUUCAAGAACAAAAAUUCUUACUAUUAUGUAUGACAUGACACUUGUUUGCUCA